UUUUUGCUACGAGCGUUGCGGGAAUCCGCUUACACACAUUUCCCACUGACUGUCCGAAAACGUUUCAACUUCAACUUCACGUAAUUUUUUUGUGUCGCACGGAUUUUCUAAAUUGUCAAUCGAAUUGUCAGUCGUCGUCAGGAGUGUUAUACAAAGAAGGAGGAGUCUGAACGUUUCUCUCCCCCUCAUCCUUGAUAUUCUUUAACAAGAGGAAAAACGUGAAAAAUGCCUCCCAAGAAAAUUAAACCAGUUGCUCCCAAGGAUGUGGCCAUCUACUUGGUAGAAGCGGAUGAAAAUGACGUUGUCCCAGAGGAUUCGAUCCAGUUAGUGAGACACUGUGUAAUAGAUAAGAUUUUCUCGGAAAACCAGGAUCAUAUCGCAAUCUGUAGGACUGGUGAGAGUUCUAACGUGCAAUUCGACCCAGCUGAUUGGAAUGCUCUCCGAAAAGUUGAAAAGAAAUUUCGACAGCCUGGAAAAGCUAGAAGUGAUCCAAUUUCUGCACUGAUUGAUAUGUGCAAUGUCAUUAAUGCACAGGGAGAAUUUGACUCGUACGAAUGCAAAAAGAUUUUGUUCUUUGCAUUGUUGAAGGCCGACUUGAAGGAGAAGAAAUUGAAAGAAUUUGCUACGGUUUUGGAAAACAGUACCAUCAAUGUGUCCAUAAUAUUGCCAGAUGAAAAAGAUAUGGAUGCCACACAGUUGGAAAAUAACAAAUCUUUAAGGGCCAUAAUGGAACAAAAAGAAAAUGACGACUUCCUUAACAUCUGUACUAGAUCAGCGGCGAAAAAGCAAAUUUUGAACACGUUGAGCAAACCGCCCAAGAGGUCUAUGCCAUGGAACGUAAGUCUAGAAAUUGGGCCGGAUAUUGAAAUAGCCGUCAGUGGAUACGUUUGCACGAGGAAGAAUACACAGAAUGAUCUGAAGAAGGCGCUUGUAAAAAAUGAAGCAACUUCCAGUUUCACUGGUUCACAAAACUUAAGCACGGAAGUGGCCAUACCAUCAUCAAUGGAAGGAGAUGAGGAUUUUGGACCUAAGAAGACAGUAAUGGUUGAAUUUGCUUCGAAAAUAACUGACAGGGAGUAUCUUUGGAAAGCGAAGGAUGGGACAGUCGUGGACGAUGAAGAUGUCGGAAAGGGUUAUUUUUACGGUGAUCGGUUGAUCCCAUUUAAUGAACUUGAAAACGAAGAUGCUUACAAGAGUGGAGACAAAUGCUUAAAGGUGAUUGUAUUUUGUCCCAAGGACAAAAUAUUCCCUGCUUUUCAACAAGGUGAUGGUACUACGUUGUUCUAUGCCAAGAAAGGCGACUCGAACGCUGAGGUGAAGCUGAGUGCUUUGUUGCAAGUUUUGCAUAAUAAUGACCGGGUUGCUGUUGUGAGGAAAGUGUACCGCAAAAACUCAAGAGUAAACCUAGGGAUCCUGUCGGCCGACGUUGAUCGAAAAUGCCUCGUGUACUCAGAAAUCUGCUUCGCUGAUGAUAUUUCGGUGCCUCACUUUCCAGCACUUUUCAAGCAAGACUCUAUUUCAGAGGAAGAUGGAAAUACUUUAUCCGAGAAGGAACAACUUAUUGAUAGCUUGAUCUUGGGUCAAACGCUCGAUGGUUUCCAUCCAUUUGAAGGACCCAUUGACCCUGCUGCUGCAAGUCUACGAAAUAACAUUUCAUCUCGAAUUCUCGAUCCAAAAGCUAAAACAACAUCAUGUGCGGACAAAAACGACAAUAUUGAUAUUUUCUUCAGCAAAGCCGUCCUUGAAGAGCAGCUAGAGCAACUGCAAAGUUUUUUUCCUUUGAAAAUGAUUAAGCAACAAACGGACAGACCUGCAGGUGCUAACAUUUUCAGGAAGCGGCCUUUAGAUGCAAUCACUGAUGCUGAUCAAGAUGAAAAGAAAAUUAAAACAGAAGAAGACAUGGAGGUUGGAAAUGAAAUUGUACCCGUUGCUGAAAACAACGAUCUUGAUUACGAUGAUUUGCUCGACAAUGUAUAAUGCAAUCCACUGACAUGGACAACUUGAACAUGGACAACUUGGACUCGCAUAUUAUUUUCGUAACAUAUUUAUUGUACGUUGUUAGUCUUAUCGUACAUUUUGUCAGUAUUGAGUUAUAUGUAUAACUACUGUCCAAUGAUCAAUUGAAGUGAUUAAACAGCAAGUAUAAAAAUA
Folsomia candida is the source of this 2151-nucleotide messenger RNA. Its product is annotated as X-ray repair cross-complementing protein 5. The transcript has 11 exons. Gene Ontology annotation, biological process: cellular response to X-ray; telomere maintenance; cellular response to gamma radiation. Gene Ontology annotation, cellular component: Ku70:Ku80 complex. Lineage: Eukaryota; Metazoa; Arthropoda; Collembola; Entomobryomorpha; Isotomidae. Gene Ontology annotation, molecular function: telomeric repeat DNA binding; double-stranded DNA binding. The record is from RefSeq and is a predicted model, not a curated record. Bases 226 to 1977 code for a protein of 583 amino acids.